Leptosomus discolor (cuckoo roller) is the source of this 579-nucleotide messenger RNA. Lineage: Eukaryota; Metazoa; Chordata; Aves; Leptosomiformes; Leptosomidae. The record is from RefSeq and is a predicted model, not a curated record.
CAGCACAUCCCGCCCGAGCACCUCGCUGAGGUGAAGCGGAUCCUCUAUGGGGGCGAGGCAAGAAAACUUAAUUUGCCAUCUGCUGCUCUGUCAGCAGCUCAGGAAAGAGAUUUUGAGCUACAGGGCUAUGGAUUUGAAGCUGAUCCAGAGCAGUUGAGAAGGCCACGUAUUGUUCGAGUAGGACUGAUACAAAAUAAAAUUCCACUUCCCACAGACACAGCCGUGGCAGUCCAGGUGGCCGCGCUGCACAGACGGAUUGAGGAGAUCGUGGAAGUAGCUGCAGUGUGUGGGGUCAACAUAGUUUGUUUUCAGGAGGCUUGGACCAUGCCCUUUGCUUUUUGUACAAGAGAAAAGCUUCCUUGGACUGAAUUUGCUGAGUCUGCAGAGGAUGGGCCAACAACAAAAUUUUGUCAAGAGCUGGCAAAGAAAUACAAUAUGGUUGUGGUAUCUCCAAUCCUGGAGCGAGAUGAAAUACAUGGGGGAACUCUGUGGAAUGCUGCAGUGGUCAUUUCUAAUUCUGGAGCUGUCCUUGGCAAAAGUAGGAAAAAUCACAUUCCAAGGAUUGGAGAUUUCAAUGAG